Paramecium octaurelia is the source of this 799-nucleotide messenger RNA. The record is from the annotation of a GenBank genome assembly. Lineage: Eukaryota; Ciliophora; Oligohymenophorea; Peniculida; Parameciidae.
AAAUGAGCAAUGAUUAUAAUUACAUGUUUAAGUACAUAGUCGUAGGCGAUACAAGUAAAGAAAUGAAUAAACCUAUUAAAGAUGUCGGGAAAUCGUGUUUAUUGUUGCAAUUCACAGAAAACAAAUUUUGUGAUCAUACAGAGAGUACAGUGGGUGUAGAGUUCGGCUAUAAAACCAUAAAGAUAAAUGAUUAAUAGAUAAAGCUGCAGAUUUGGGAUACAGUAUUAUAUGUUGAAUAGAAUUUGAUAGGCAGGACAAGAUUCAUUCAAAUCGAUCACAAGAUCAUAUUAUAGAGGGGCCAUUGGAGGAUUACUUGUAUUUGAUUUUAGUAGAAGAUCAACGUUUGAAGACAUUAAAAAGUGGUUAAAAGAAAUAAAGACUUUUUCUUGUGAUAAGAUUGAAUUAGUACUUGUUGGCAACAAAUCAGAUAUUCCUAAAAAAGAUGUGACAAUUGAGGAAGUGGAAGAAUAUGCAUAAUAAGAGAAGUUAGAUUUUUAUGAAACUUCAGCAAAAACAGGGAAGAAUGUUGAUGUUGUCUUCGAGAGUGUAGCAAAUAAAAUUUUAAGAAAAAUCGAAACAAAAUAAAUUAAUUUAGAUGAUUAAGUACAUUUGUUCCAUAAAAAUAGAUGUUAGGAAUUAAGGUUAAUUUUAAUGGAAAAAUGAGGAAAAAAAGUAAAUCUCAAAGUAAUCAAUCUCCUUAUUACAAUAUAACACUGAAUGGCAAAUAAAGCGAAUAGGAGAAGAGUGAAAAAAAAAGUUGUUGUUGACUAUUUCUUAAUUUUGUAAUUUUUGAUAUUUA